AUUUUCCAUUGUACCUUUGAUUUUUUAUGGUAAAACUGGCUUAUUUUAGGAAAAAAUAAAUUAAAAUGGGAAAUAAUGAAAAUGAGUGGCUGAAAUACAAAGAAGAAGGAAACAAAGCAUUUAAGUUAUCUAAGUAUGAAGAGGCGAUUAGAAAUUAUUCUACAGCUCUUGAAACAUGCAAACAAAAAGAUGACAUCAGCACGUUGUAUAAAAACAGGUCUGCAUGUUAUUUGAAAUUAAAGAAAUAUGAUGAAGCUAUCAACGAUGUGGAUAAAGUAUUGAAACAGAAUGGAAGUGAUGUAAAAGCUCUUUUUAGAAGAUGUCAGGCAAACGAAGCCCUGGGAAAACUGGAACCAGCAUUUAUUGACAUCAAAAGACUUAUCCAGUUGGAACCAAAGAACACUGCUAUUCAGGAAGCCUUUCGCCGAAUCAGAUUGAAUGCACAAGAAAAACUAUCGAAAACACAAUCAACCAGCGGUAUGAUAAACGACAUGAUGGAAGCCCUGGCUAGCAAAACAGAGACCCCGGAACGGAAAAGGCAGGCGCUGUCAAAUCUUGUAAUCUAUUCUCACCAAUCCGGCGGUCGUCACGUGUUAUUUAAGGAGGGCUACUUAGAGAAACUAAUUGUUCUCCUCAGUGGGGAUGUUGAAAAUUCAAUUAGUCUGAUGAAAAUUCUGCAUGGGUUUUGCGAGAACAAUUUGCAACAGUCACUAGCCGUGUUGAAAAUAUUUCCAGUCAGUAAGCUUCAACAUGCUGUCUUGGAGUAUCCAAGCAACAUUGACCACACCACAAACACACUCUCCGUUGUGGCGGUGAUUUUAAAAGCAAUGAUUGAGCACUUCAAGGAACUGCAUAAAUUAAAACCAGAGCAAGAAGGAAAGUAUGUAUUUGUGAAGGAGAGUCAGGAUAAAGUAAAGGCAGACGUGGAAAAGAUUCCUUCGUAUUUGACAUUACUGCAACUUCUUGUUAGUUUGCUUAGCGAUAAAGCACUGCCCGCAGAAGGAAGAGAUGCUGUGGUAGAUGCUUUUAUAAAAGCGAUUGGUUAUCAUAAAUGCGUGGGAGAUUUCAUCAUCGUCAAUAAAGGAGUGCGGAAACUGUUGGAGUUAGCAGCGUUAAGUUGUUUUCCUAUGAUAAAUGAAGCAGCUCCUCUGCCGGUAACCGAAAAAACCUACAUUCACGUGUCUGUGGCGUUAUCUUUAAUUUUCGAAUACAUACAGUAUCAUGAGAAAGAGAAGGUUAAAUAUGUGGAGCAGGUUGAAUCUGUUGUGAACUCAUUGAUCGAUUCUAAGAAUUUUACUGUGAAUCUUCAAGCCCUAGUGGCUUUGUCAACAGUAAUUCUUUCAUCGAGAGAAACUGGUCAAACAUUGGCUACAAAGAAUGAUAACAUUAGUAAGGUCAUGGUGUUGGCCUGCAGGGAGGAGAGCGUAGCUAAGCGAUUAGCUGGAGAAGUAUUGGCUCUUGCUGCCACAGACAAAACAGUAUGCAACUCCAUCGCAGAACUAGGUUUGGAAAUUUUAAAGAAGUUAUACCAGUCUAGUGAUCAUAGCAUACGUGUGCGAGGUUUGGUGGCGCUGUGUAAGGUGUGCAUGAAAGGUUCUGGUAGCGUCCGCGAUCAGAUAUUAGUAGAUGAUGGAGCCGAAAAAUUGUAUCAAGCGUGUCGAAAGUUUUUGAUGAGCACGAGUAAAGAGUUUGAGCUGAAAAAAUGGGCGUGUGAGGGACUAGCAUAUCUCACCUUAGACGCCGAUGUCAAAGAACUCUUAGUCGACGACACUGCCGCGCUGAACACAUUACUUGAUCUUGCUAAAUCCGACGAUACGACUGUGAUGUACGGCAUCUGUAAUACGCUUGUUAAUUUGACGAACAGUUAUGAUAAACCCGAUAGGAACCCAGAGCUCGAAGAAAUUGCAAAAUUUGCUAAACAACCUCUGCCCCAGGCUCACGAGAAAGAUGCUGAAGAUUUUGUUACUAAACGUGUCACAAAACUUAUCGAGCAUGGCCUCGUAACGGCCCUCGUAAAUUUCAAGAAUGUUCGAAGUGAUAACACCAAGGAAAUGAUAGCACGGAUAUUCUCCGCCGUUGCGACUGACGUGAGUCUGCGUGGGAAAAUAAUCGCCCAAGGUGGUGUGAAAACUCUUCUUCCCUUUGCUCUGUCCGGUACGGAAAAGGGAGAGGACUUGGCUUCGCAAGCUUUAGCCAGAAUUGCAAUCACAAAUGACCCUAGGUUGGCUUUUACUGGUCAACGUUGCAUGGAAGUUGUGCGACCCUUCGUUAAAAUGCUUCAUUUCAGACGAGACCCAUUGUUACGCUUUGAAGGUUUAAUGGCUUUGACUAACCUAGCUUCGAUGAAUGACGAUGUUCGCAGAAGAAUUAUGAAGGAGAAGGGUUUUGAAGAGAUCGAAGCGUUGAUGUUUGAAGAAGAUGACGAUUUACGGAGAGCAGCAACUGAAUGCAUGUGCAAUUUGGUUUUAAACGAGCAAGCGUUUAAUCGUUUCAAAGACAAAACAUCCCCGACGGAGCGUGUCAAGCUAAUAACUUUAUACUGUGGGGAAGAUCCGCCGGAAUUAGCACGUGCCGCCGCAGGUACGCUUGCAAUUUUAACUUCUGAUGCCGAAAUUUGCAAAAUGGUAGUCGAGAUAAAAUCGCAUUUAGAAAUUUUGAAAUUUUUAUUGACAUCACAAAAUCUGGAACUUCGACAUCGAGGACUUUUCAUCGUUGCAAACCUGCUUGAGAGUGAAAAAGAAAUCGCUGCGAAGUUGAUUGAAGAUGAACUCUUUGAAGUAUUAUUAGCGCUGAAAGCGACAGUAACCCAAGAAAACUUAAGCAAUGAGUUAAACAGAUGUUUUAAUGCUGCGGAGAAAUGGAAAAUAAUUCAAGAGAAUCCUGGUCAAUAAAUUUUGCAUUUUGUUACGAUAUGCUGUUUUUUGUAGUUAAAAAAUUUUAAAUUAUUUUUUAAGACUUGUGUUUCCAUGGGUAAAUUCAACACAUUUUGAUACUCCUCAGCUGAAAGUAAAACCGUAAAAGGCUUCUGUUGAUUAACCCUUACGUUUUUAUAGACUACUUUUUAGCCAGAAAAUAGUUUGCUUUAUGGCUCAGAAUAAGACCAAGAUUGGUUCGUGUUUGGCACCGUUGGGUAGCUCAAUUCAUCUUUUUUCUAACGUGGCGGUCCAACUGUGAGAUAGUUCUAGAUUGGAUAUAUUUGGCACCUGUUAAAGAAAUUAAAUAAGCAACAAAUUACUAGUACUAAUUUUCGUGAAAUUGUUCUCGCUAAAGUUAGCGCGAUUAAAUUUUCGAAGUUCAGUUUCAACCUUGAAUACCAAAUAAAAUUCAGCAGCAAAUAGUCUCAAUAAUUGUAGCAUGACAAUGAUAUUUCUGGGUUGUUUUUCUGUGUGUUUUUUUCUGUAUAAAAUUAACUGUAAUAUAUCUUUUUUAUGAUUGAACUUUAUUUAUUGCAUUUUUCACUCUUUGUAUAAAACAAUUUUAUAUAUAAAUAUUAUAUCUAGA
Hydractinia symbiolongicarpus is the source of this 3501-nucleotide messenger RNA. RefSeq names its product protein unc-45 homolog B-like. The record is from RefSeq and is a predicted model, not a curated record. Gene Ontology annotation, molecular function: protein binding. The coding region runs from base 66 to 2891 and encodes 941 amino acids. Lineage: Eukaryota; Metazoa; Cnidaria; Hydrozoa; Anthoathecata; Hydractiniidae. The transcript is spliced from 2 exons.